UUUGCUUCCUUAUCUCAAAAGCGGUGAUGUUUUAUUUCACUCGUUUCUCCAUCGAAUAACGUUGAUAGUUUUCUGAAGAACCAAAAGCAAAUUCAUCAUGACGACGGCGUCAAAACAAAUCAUAGAAAAGAAGAAACAGAAAGAGACUAUCCAAGACAGAAACACAAGUAGGGUUGUAAUAAUAACAGUGUACAAGGAAUCACUGAAACCUCGUUCAACAAGGAAACAAUCACAUGGUUUCAUCAAAACAAAGCCAAAUUCCACACACGGCUAUGAUCGUCGAGCUCAGCUUCUCGCUCACUCUCGACAGCUUCGGAAUCAUGCACUUGCACACUCCAAAAAGGUUCCAUCACCCAUCAUUCAGUUACAAACAAAAAACAAGAAGAAGAUGGGGUUUUGGUUAACCAGACCGGUUCGAAUCUGCUCGUGUUCGCCGUCGAGAUAUACGGCUCUAUACUCCGCCUCUGGUGGUGGUGGUGGUGGCUGGUGCAGAUAUGAACGAGUGACGUCAGAAGAGAACAAAGAAAGAAACCGUUCCAAGAACAGAAAGUUCGGUCAAGCGCGUCCUUCAUUUUUGAGUAGAGUGGCCAAAAUGUUGAAAGAGCUAUCAUGCAAAGAAAUCUAGUGGGAAACAGAA
Arachis stenosperma is the source of this 637-nucleotide messenger RNA. RefSeq lists its product as uncharacterized. The record is from RefSeq and is a predicted model, not a curated record. The coding region runs from base 98 to 625 and encodes 175 amino acids. NCBI's taxonomy places the organism in Eukaryota, Viridiplantae, Streptophyta, Magnoliopsida, Fabales, Fabaceae. The transcript has 3 exons.